Aspergillus thermomutatus is the source of this 1101-nucleotide messenger RNA. RefSeq lists its product as uncharacterized. The record is from RefSeq and is a predicted model, not a curated record. Bases 1 to 1101 code for a protein of 366 amino acids. The transcript has 3 exons. Lineage: Eukaryota; Fungi; Ascomycota; Eurotiomycetes; Eurotiales; Aspergillaceae.
AUGAAUAUCCAGCAGCAGUUCCCUGAUGUCCACUGGGUCUGGAAAGGAGGCAUCUCCUUUGUCUAUGAGGUCCAUCCUCGCAUCGUGGUCAAGGUCCCGAAAUCUGGCGACUUUGAGCGAGAGCAAUUUCAGAAAGAACUCAAGAUCUAUGAGAUCUUUUCUCAACAUCCGCCCUGCCCUUCUAUAGUGCAGUGUUUCUUCUACGCAGACAACGGCAUUUUCCUUGAGUACAUGCGAGAUGUAACCCUCUGUUCUAGGAUACAAAAUAAUCAUACUCGCGACCAGCAAUCUUCUGUGGUUACUAAAGUGGAGAAACUGGAACCUCUACCCCUACGAAAGGAAUGGAUGAAUGACCUCGCUCAAGCUGUUGCUUUUCUAGAAUCACUUAAUCUCGCUCAUGAUUUUGAUUGUACAGCAGAAAUUGGGACAGAUUUUGAAGCUUGCAUCGCCCCAUAUGGAAGAAUACUCAAUAGCAACGAGCAGGACCAAGGACGAUGUGGGAGUUCUGGUUUCCUAGGUCCUCGAACUGAACAAUUCGCCCUGGGUUCUUUAUACUACCUCAUAAACUACGGCUUUGAGGUUUACGGUGAUCGAUGUCUUACCAAGGAUCCCAAAGAGCAUGGACGCAAAGUUGUGGAGUUACUGCAGAACAUGGAAUUCGCAAAGUUAGAUGGUGAUCCAUUAAUUGACGACAUCAUCAGCAAAUGUUGGCACAAUAAUUAUGCCACGAUUGCGGAAUUGGCCGCAGACACAGAGACGCUCCUUCCUGGAAGAAACAACUGGAGAGAGACUGAAGCCGAAGCCGAAGCCGAAAAAAUGCAAUGGCGUACGGUUAUAGGCCGCGUUAUUCGCGGGUUAUGGAAAAGUUUCGUACUCUGUCGCACCAGCCAAGAAGCAACCAAGCCUGAAGUAGCUAAUGGUGGAGAAUUGGAUGGCUAUAGCCGUGGCAUCGGUCGCCAAAACAACUCAGUAGUGGAUUUCUCGUCGAAGAGAACAUUCUGUCAGAACCUGGAGAAGCGCGGACUUCUUCAUAUGCUUUCUUUGGGAGAGCCAGAGCAACUUGGAUUCACUAUCGAGUGGUAUAGACAUUCCACGAGUUGA